UGCAGGGAUGCCCGGCUCGGAGGUAGGCAACUGAAUGGCGGGCAUGGAAGGGAGAGGACCCUACCGCAUCUACGACCCUGGCGGGGGCUCGGAGGACAAUGGAGCCGCAGCCUUUGAGCGGCUGGUGGAGGAGAACACCCGGCUAAAAGAGAAGAUGCAGGGGAUCAAGUCUAUCGGAGAGCUGCUGGAGGAGUCCCAGAUGGAGGCAUCCAAGCUGAGACAGAAGGCAGAGGACCUCGUGAAGGACAACAAAAUGCUGAUAGCAUCAUCUUCCUUGGAGGACCUGGUGGAAACUGGAGCCAUCGGCCCUGAUCCCAGCUCCACACAGGCUGUCCCAGGCAGUGCCCAGCCAGACGUGGAAGCACGGAAAUCUUCCCCAAAUGGAUCCUCUUCAGACUUCGAGAUCGUCCCUGUGGAAGCACAGGGGUUUCCCCAGGAGAGCAGGAGAGUGGACUUUGAGCAGCCAUCAAAUGAGGAUGCCAACCUAUUGCCCCAGCUGCAGCAGCUGGAGAGCACACUGAGUGGCUGUGCCAAGGAGGCCAGCAAGGACCAGGUCUUCAUGCGCAUGGGCUACAUGGCCUCCGAGCUCAAGCGCCUGGCCUCCAAGGUGCACAAGAAUGAGCAGAGAACAUCCUUCCUGCAGACGCUGUGUGAGACACUGCACAGUGAGAACAAGGAGCUGCGAACCAAGCUGGAGCGGGAUCUGGAGCAGAGAAACCAGGCACUGGAGAAGCUGAGGUGUGAGAACCAGGAGCUCCGCAGAAUGGUGACACUGGGCAACCAGGAUGGUGGGAAGAGGGAAGCUGCCGAGCAGCAGCAGCAGAGCGGGGCCACGGUGGAGAAGGCGCCAGGCAGAGGAGAGAUGGAGGCCAAGGAGAAGAAGGUGAAGAUCCUGGAGCACCAGCGCAGGGAGCUGCUGGAGGUGAACAAACAAUGGGAUCAGCACUUCCGAGCCAUGAAGCAGAAGUACGAGCAGAAGGUAGGGCUGGGCGCGUGCCACCACCAGGAGCUGGCCGAGGCCCGCAGGGCACUGACUGAGCUGGAGUCGGAGCGGGAGCAAAAGCAGCGGGAUUUCGACCGCAAGCUGCUGCUGGCCAAGUCCCGGAUCGAAACAGAGGAGGCAGAGAAGGAGAGGCUGUCCAUGGAGGUGAGGGACCUGCAGCAGAGGAUGCGGUUCCUGCAGGAGCAGCUGGCUCCAGUCACCAGGCAGCGGGAAUACCAGGAAAAGGAGAUCCAGAGGCUGAACAAGGCACUAGAGGAGGCCCUGAAUGUCCAGGCCUCUCCACCACCCAUCUUUGCCAGCGCCAUGGAGACAGCAGGGAAGGUGCCAUCACAGGAGCUGCUGACCCAGAAUGAGCUGCUCAAGCAGCAGGUGAAAAUCUUCGAGGAGGACUUCCAGCGGGAGCGGAGCGACAGGGAGAGGAUGAACGAGGAGAAGGAGGAGCUGAAGCAGCAGCUGGAAAAGCUGCAGAAGCAGUUGGUCCUCUCCAACAACCAGCUGCGAGCUUCCAAAGAUGACUGCCAGAGAGAAAAGGAGGAGAAGGAGAAGCUGAAGAAGCUGCUGAAACAGCACAAACAGGCGUCUGGAGAGAGGCUGCACCCCGAGCCACUGCAGGGGCCGCUGGGCCCUUCCUGCCCCGUGUACCCGUAUCAGUACAGCCCCCCCGUGGCUCACCCCAUGUACCAUGGCUUUGAGGAGUGGCAGCAGAUCCGGUACCCACCGGCGAUGCCAGGGGAGCACACACCAGGACAGAACUUCCACCACUUCUCCCCGCCCGAGUACCCCUGGCACCCGCCCUGCGCCAUGGCUCCCCGCGUCCCCAAGGACUUGGGCAGGUCCCAGACUGCCCUAACGCCAAGGACCGGCUGCGCUGCGCUACCCGCAGAAGAGGAGUAG
Molecule: messenger RNA, 1897 nt
Organism: Nestor notabilis (Kea)
Lineage: Eukaryota; Metazoa; Chordata; Aves; Psittaciformes; Psittacidae
Gene: TNIP1
Product: TNFAIP3 interacting protein 1
Exons: 18
Coding region: 35-1897 (620 amino acids)
Biological process (GO): cellular response to lipopolysaccharide; regulation of transcription by RNA polymerase II; negative regulation of canonical NF-kappaB signal transduction
Source: RefSeq, a predicted model, not a curated record